This is a messenger RNA of Sparassis crispa, 1107 nucleotides long. RefSeq lists its product as hypothetical. NCBI's taxonomy places the organism in Eukaryota, Fungi, Basidiomycota, Agaricomycetes, Polyporales, Sparassidaceae. The coding region runs from base 1 to 1107 and encodes 368 amino acids. The record is from RefSeq and is a predicted model, not a curated record. The transcript is spliced from 3 exons.
AUGCCGAUCGCUCCAGUCGACAGCAGCGGAAAUGUUCUCUACUAUGAAGACACUGGCAGACCAGGCCAGAGUACGGACUACGUGACAAUCGUGAUGAUUCAUGGCGCUAUGUUUCACAGCGCAAUCUUUCGGCCAAUGAUCCCAUACGCCGCCCAACACAAUGUCCGUCUUGUGCUACUUAACCUGCGUGAUUAUCCUGGUUCAUCUCCGUACACUCCUGCUGAAUUGGAUGCCUUACGUGGCCCCGAGCCCGCGGCACAGGCUGAAGCGUUGCUAGCCCGCGGACUCGAACUCGUUUCCUUUGUCCAUUGGUUCAUCAUACAGGAGAAUAUCCCAUCCAUUUCCGAAACACCAGAGCGUGUUGGUGCUCUCAUCGGCGGGAUUGUCCUUGUCCCAUGGUCUGCCGGUAACUCGCACGUAUUGUCAAUGCUUGCACACGCGGAUAAAGUCCCAGAGGAGACAAAGGCGUUGUUUGACUCGCAUCUUCGUAGCAUAGUCCUCUACGAUCCCUCCUUGACGACUGUUGGAACGUUGCCCCCGGAUGGGCUGUACAGCCCGUUACGAGAGCGUAACCUCACUACAGACAAAAUGGUCGCUAUUUUUCCGACGUGGGUCUCGUCCUACUUUCCUCAGGUGGACGAUCUUGCAUCAGACGAAGCUAUGAUGUUAACCCUUGUCCUAUCUCGGGUGCCGCUGGAGUUGAGAGGCGAUGCUGCGGCUGCCCGUGAUCCUCAUCGAACAUCAACUGUUGAGCGUAUGGGCGCGGAAAUGCUCGCAAGUGUGAUCGAUCCUGAUGCUAUGAAGAGAUCGCAGAUUCUAAUAUCGCGCAUUGAUCGCAAGGUGUAUGGCGAGAACCUUCGCCGUGCCCUGUUUCACCCCUACUUCCCUCAGGGGAGCGGAGAGCAUAGAUUUUUCUGGCCCACACUCAGAGUACAUGUCGUGUGGUGCGAUAUGACUGUAGGGGACUGCGUCUUGGGUGCUCAGUGGAUCAAUGUCCAGGCUCGCUCUCGAUUAUACAAUGGGAAGGGGAGGUCGAUACGUGUACACAAGCUGGAUGGAGCGAAUCACUUCGUGAGUGCACUGCUUCUCAUCUGGCUACAUCCCUAA